Molecule: messenger RNA, 4586 nt
Organism: Oncorhynchus masou masou (cherry salmon)
Lineage: Eukaryota; Metazoa; Chordata; Actinopteri; Salmoniformes; Salmonidae
Product: chemerin-like receptor 2
Exons: 3
Coding region: 398-1480 (360 amino acids)
Biological process (GO): chemotaxis; complement receptor mediated signaling pathway; phospholipase C-activating G protein-coupled receptor signaling pathway
Cellular component (GO): plasma membrane
Molecular function (GO): G protein-coupled receptor activity; complement receptor activity
Source: RefSeq, a predicted model, not a curated record
GUAUUUAUUAAGGUGUAACGGGUUUACGCACAGACUCUAACGAGGAUACUCGAACAUAAACGAUACUCCAACCCCAGUAAUAACAUAGGGAUGGAGUUUGGAAUUUCAUUAAAACAUUUGUAAAAUAGUGAGGGUUAACAUAGAGGUAGCCUAAAUCUUUUAUGCUGCUUUAACUCUGAAAGUUUUCGUUUGGGUGAUUUCGACUCCGAGACGGUUGGCGGGACAUAGAGAAGCGACUGGGAGGAUAAGGACCCAGCUGUAAUUAAAUCUCACUUUUCAAACAACUGGAGGAACUGUGACCAGGACACUAACAAAAGCACAUUUUGGGUAAAAAACCAAGUGCAGGGACAUUUGCAGUACCAGGACCUCUGCUUACAAAGGUAGUAGCGCUGCAGUAAUGGAAGAAUCCUCGGAAGACUAUGACAAUUACACCUAUGAUUAUCUGGAGUAUGGAGACUUGGAAAAAGAAAAAGGUGGAUACUCUCAGAAGGAGGCUAUGCACAUCCUAUCAGUUAUCAUAUAUAGCAUUUCCUUCGUGCUCGGUGUCACUGGAAAUGGAAUAGUCAUAUGGGUCACGGCAUUUAAAAGCAAACGGACAGUGAACAGUAUAUGGUUGCUGAACAUGGCUAUCGCAGAUUUUGUGUUUGUGCUCUUUUUGCCCUUCUCCAUCGACUACGUUCUUCGAGACUUCCACUGGUCCUUUGGGCUGGUCAUGUGUAAACUCAACUCGUUUGUGUCUGUGAUGAACAUGUACGCCAGUGUGCUCUUCCUCAUGAUUCUCAGUCUAGACAGGUAUGUCUCAUUGGUCCACCUUAGCUGGUCUCAGAGGUGUCGCACUAUACGACGAGCCUGGAUCGUGUGUGGCUGUGUGUGGGGGGUGUCUGCUCUACUGAGCCACCCUACUCUGAUAUUCCGUGACACUAUGCACAUAUAUGGCAGGGUGGUGUGCUUCAACAACUUCAAUGUCCAGGAUGGACAUACAGCUGCUGUGAGACAUAUCACGCUGGUGGCAGUUCGUACAGCAGUGGGCUUCUUACUGCCCUUCAGUGCCAUCUGCGUGACUGGAAUUCUCCUGGCAAUCAAAGUCCACCAGUCUGAAGAUUCUGUGCGCCUAUCCAGCUUCUCUAAAACAGUUUCCGCUGUCAUUCUGGCCUUCUUUUUUUGCUGGGCACCGUUCCAUACUUUUAGUUUAAUGGAGCUUUCCAUGCACUCUUCAAUGUUUCUACAUACUGUUCUGAAGACAGGUUUUCCUCUUGCUACUAGCUUAGCCUUUUUCAACAGCUGUGUCAACCCUCUCCUCUACAUGUUGGUGGGCAAGAAGGUUCGCCAGCUCCUGAAGCGCUCGUGUCUGGACAUCACAAAGAGUUAUCUGCGGGAGCUCAGCCAGUCCAUCUCUGCAACUGAGUCGGUGACUGUGGCAGACGUCGGUCCUUCAGACAUCCCUCCACCAGAGGAGCCCACAGAAUCAUCAACUGUAUGAUUAUAAUGCAGUACAUCCUAAACUCACAGUUACCUGUAAACAGAAAUCAACAAGAGCUGCUAUUUUACCUUUGAGAGCCAGCCUGACCAUUAUUUUACCAGAUGUGACUUAUUUUAUAUUCUACUUCAGUGUAACAUUUCUGCUUGUUGUUUCAGUUGGCUAUUUCCAAGCAGCAAUUACUCAAAGUGCCAACUUCUGUUGACUGUAAAUUGCCCUCAGUGGAAAACCUGAGUAAAGUCUUGCACUAAAAGUAUAACUUGCACAGGAAAAAAAGAGGUAACUUUAAUGAUUUGAAAAAAUAAUCUGAUCCUAAUUACCCCAAAAACAAACAGGAAAGGGGGCCAACCAUCCCCACAGCCUCUGGAACAGGAAUUAUUAGAAGCAGAUCUACCAUUUUCAUAAACACUUUGUAUUUAGAUUUCGAUCUUUAAACAAAUCCAAGUUGGGAAUUUGCAAAUCUCCGUAGGCCUUUUCUUUCCCUUAGGAAUAUAUUACAUUGAAAAGGUAUGUUUUCCUUUCUAAGCUAAUUUCCUGUUGCAGUGUUUUCUGUUAUUAUACACUAUAAAAAAUGCUGGGUUAAAAACAUCCCAAUAUGGGUAAAUAUUGGACAGAAGACGUUGGGUUAUUUUGACCCAGCCAGUUGGGUCACAAACAACCCAUUGUUUUCUUUAAAAGAGAAAGGUUGGGUUGUUGAUGUUAUGAUCCACCGGGUCAGACCAGAAGACUGGAGGCGUGACUUAGUAGGGGUGUGGUUUUUAGAUAGUUAUUUUUGGCCACCUGUGAGGGCAAAUGUCAUUCCGAUUAAUCUGUUCUGUUUUCUUGUCAUCACCUGUUAAGGUUGAGCACUGACACUUUUCAAAUCAAAUCCAAUUUUAUGAGUCACAUGCACAGAAUACAACAGUGGCAGACCUUACCAUCAAAGGCUUACUUACAAGCACUUAACUGACAGUGCAGUCCAAGAAAUAGAGUUGAGAAAAUAUUUACUAAAUAAAAUAAAAUAAUUAAAAGUAACACAAUAAAAUAACAAUAACAAGGCUAUAUACAGGGGGUACCGGUACCGAGUCAAUGUGCAGGGGUACAGGUUAGUUGAGGUAAUUUGUACAAGUAGGUAUAGUGGCUAUGCAUAGAUAAUAAACAGAGAGUAGCAGCAGUGUUAAACAAAGGGGGGUCAAUGUAAAUAGUCCGGGUGGCCAUUUGAUUAAUAGUUCAGCAGUCUUAUGGCUUGGAGGUAGAAGCUGUUAAGGAGCCUUUUGGACCUAGACUGGGCGCCCGGUACCGCUUGCCAUGCGGUAACAGAGAGAACAGUCUAUGACUUGGGUGACUGGAGUCUUUAACUAUUUUUUGGGCCUUCCUCUGACACCUCCCAGUAUAUAGGUUCAGGAUGGCAGGAAGCUUUGCCCCAGUCAUGUAUAGGGCCAUACGCACUUCCCUCUUUAGCACCUUACGGUUGGAUGCCGAACAGUUACCAUACCAGCCGGUGAUGCAACCGGUCAAGAUGCUCUCGAUGGUGCAGCUGUAGAAAGUUCUGAGGAUCUGGGGACCCAUGCCUAAUCUUUUCAGUCUCCUGAGGAGGAAAGGUGUUGUCGUGCCCUCUUCACGACUGUCUUGGUGUGUUUGGACCAUGAUAGUUUGUUGGUGAUGUGGACACCAAGAAACAUGAAACUCUCGACUCGCUCCACUACAGCCACAUAUAUGUGAAUGGGGGCAAGUUCUGCCCUCCUUUUCCUGUAGUCCACGAUCAGCUCCUUUGUCUUGCUCACGUUGAGGGAGAGGUUGUUGUCCUGGCACCACACUGCCAGGUCUCUGACAUCCUCCCUAUAGGCGGUCUCAUCAUUGUCGAUGAUCAGGCCUACUGUUGUGUCGUCAGCAAACUUAAUGAUGGUGUUAGAGUCAUGCUUGACCACGCAGUCGUGGGUGAACAGGGAGUACAGGAAGGGAAUAAGCACACACUCCUGAGGGGCCCAAGUAUUGAGGAUCAGAGUGGCAGAUGUGUUGUUGCCUACCCUUAUCAUCUGGGGGUGGCAUGUCAGGACAUCCAGGAUCCAUCUGCAGAGAGAGGUGUUUAGUCCCAGAGUCCUUAGUUUAGUGAUGAGCUUUGUGGGCACUAUGGUGUUGAAUGCUGAGAUGUAGUCAUUGAACAGCAUUCUCACAUAGGUGUUCCUUUUGUGUAGGUGGGAAAGGGCAGUGUGGAGUGCAAUUGAGAUUGCACAAUCUGUGGAUCUGUUGGGGCGGUAUGUGAAUUGGAGUGGGUCUAGGAUUUCUGGGAUGAUGUGGUUGAUGUGAGCCAUGACCGGCCUUUCAAAUCACUUCAUGGCUAAUAACGUGAGUGCUACGGGGUAGUCAAUUAGGCAGGUUACCCUCGCUUUCUUGGACACAGGGACUAUUCACUUCCAUGCUGGGUUGACUCCGCAGAUGUGUUUUUAAUGUAAUCCGUAGGUUAUUUUCAAGAGGCAUGGCUUUCAUGAGUGUAAAUGUCAUUACCUGUUCAUCAUGUUAUAUUUGGUAAACUUUUAAUAAAGACAUUCCUUUAAUAUUUUUUGAAUAUGAAAUUAAUAACAGUAUUUAACUAUCCCAACAUUGAGAUAUGCAUCAGCACUUGAACAACUUAAUUCAUUAAGCUACAAAAGUGUCACUACUCAACCUGAAGAUAUACAAUACAACAGAACAGAUUAACCAGAAUUACAUUUUUUUAGUAUUUUAAUUUUAUUUAACCUUUAUUUAUCCAGGUAGGCUAGUUGAGAACAAGUUCUCAUUUACAACAUAUACUCUCGUGGGUGGCCAAAAAUAGCUAUAUAAAAUCCACCCCCCUACUAAGCCACGCCUCCAGUUUUCUGAUCUGACCCGGGUUUUUAACCCAGCAUUUUUUCGAGUGUAUGGCUGGUGUACACAAGAGCCAAAUUCUAUUUGGCCUUUAUUUCCUUCUCAAAUGAUAAUAAGUCUAGAAAUGAAUCACCUAUGUUUACAUUACAUUUUCAAAUAGUAUUCACAUUGCUUUCACUGUGUGGGAAUUUGCAAUCUAUGAGGGAAAUUUGAAAUGCAAUUUAUUUGUUAAUUCUAAUAUAUUUGAGUCAAAGGAAUACACAAUAAAUCCAAUCCCUUAUCUUUA